AUGACUAAAAAAAACAAUAGUAUCUAUUAUUCUCCUAACCUAAUAUUUCCGAGAAUAGAUAUAUUUUCAAAUGAUAAUUCCAGAAAAAGACAAUUAAAAGAUUCGUUAUACGAGGAAGAAAAUGAAUAUGAUGAAAUAAUCACCACUACAAAAAGCAAGUUAAUAAAAGGUGUGAAGAAUGAUACAAUAGCUGAUGAGGUAUACCCAAAAUUGAUAAUAAAAUUGGGCCUACUUUUUCCAUUUUACGGCAAUUUUCCAUUUACAUUAGAAAAAGUAUAUGGGACUAUUUUACUGGCUAGCCGUAAAGCUAAUAAUUUAUAUUUUCGAAAAUUUAUUCAUAUCAAUUCAAAUGGCCAAUUUAAAAACAAGAUUAAAAAGAACGGCGUAAAAUUUAAAGCGGAAUUAAGGCUUGUCUUUGCCGAUACUGGAAGUGUUGAUUCAGAAAAAACGAUAUAUUACGAAUGCUCGGAAGAUUUUGCCACAUAUCAUGCUGGUCGUUUAUAUUAUCGAAUUAAAAUUUCUGCCUUCCUAGGACCCCUUUGCUAUUUGACUUUUGUAUCAGUCGCUUAUUUAAGUUCCAGGUGGGGGCUACCUAUAAUUACAUCUUUAGGACCAGGAGCAACGAAUCCAUCUGUGUGGCCCACUCUACUACGUACUGGAAUGAAGACGACCGAUUUGCAUAGUGCAAAUUUAGCCCUAAUAAACAUUUAUGGAUGGAAUGAUUAUUUUUUUUUGUCUGAAGACCAAUAUUCAGAUCUUGGUUUGAACAGCUUAGAUUUUAGUCUAUUAAUUUUACAAAAUUCUAUUCCACCUCCUAUUGCAACUUACAAAAUUAAUUCUUCGCUUGUUAGAUUAGAUUAUAAUUUGAUAUAUCCAUUAGUGUACGGAAGCACAUUUGCGAGAAUUUUUGUUCUAUCAACCAGCGUAAGUACAACAAAGAAGAUCCUAUUAGAUGCCUAUGAUUUAGGAAUGUUAACUCAAGGCGAUUAUGUGUUUAUUACUGUCCAACUUUGGAAAUGUGAUUGUUUAGGUGGAACAUACUUUGAUUUUGAACAAGAUAGCAGGAAGGAAGCUUAUGAAUCUUUGAUUGUUAUUUCUGCAAAAGUGGACGAUAAUAAAGAAACGAUUGAAUUUAAAAAUCACAUCAAAAACUUUUCUUCGAAAUUAUGGUAUUUUGGAAAUGACUUUAAAAAUGAAGAAAUUAGCAUUGCUUUAUCGGGUUUAUAUGAAGGAUUACUUAUAUAUGCACAAGCUUUGAAAGAACAUUUAGAAGAAGGAGGAAAUGUUAAUGAAGGAAAUAUUAUAGCCGAUAUGGGAAUAAUUUCUAUUGACAAUGAAGGUGAUCGAAUUCUAGAUUAUAAUAUAUGGGAUUUUGAUCCUAAAACCUUCAAGUGGAAACCUGCACUAGUGUUUAUUAGCGAAGAAAAUAUAUUAUUACCUCAAGAUGGGUAUGAAAUGCACUGGCCUAUCAGACUAGAGCCUCCGCCAAAUGAACCUAAAUGUGGAUUUCGGGACCAAUUUCCUUCUGAAGAAGAAGUCGAACUAGGAAAUGUUAGUAAAAUAUUAGCCAAUUCUCUUAAUGGGCAAAGUGAGAGAAGCGCAUUCCACCAACUUGAGGCCGAAAUCUGA
Messenger RNA from Gordionus sp. m RMFG-2023, 1629 nucleotides. RefSeq names its product atrial natriuretic peptide receptor 1-like. Gene Ontology annotation, biological process: signal transduction. Gene Ontology annotation, molecular function: signaling receptor activity; peptide hormone binding. Gene Ontology annotation, cellular component: membrane. The record is from RefSeq and is a predicted model, not a curated record. The coding region runs from base 1 to 1629 and encodes 542 amino acids. NCBI's taxonomy places the organism in Eukaryota, Metazoa, Nematomorpha, Gordioida, Chordodea, Parachordodidae. The transcript has 7 exons.